CUGCUGCAACUUUUGCAGAGACUCCUCACUCCUCAGACAUGUCGCACAAUAGCUGAAGUAAACCUGUCAUCGUGGCUCAUCAAUUUGAGCCAGGAGAAACAACACCGCGGGUGGGAUUUGAGACGCUCGGCCAUCUCUUCUGUGGCUUUUUUUUCCCUCCUCGCUCCGGAUCUUACCGUUCUUUUGACAAACGCCUGGAUAUGAAUUAUGAGCAUUUUCUCCACUAAUGAACCGGGCCAGUAAUGCAGGAGACCGCGUCGACCCUCUCAUCACUGUUUCAAGAUGGCAGAUUUUUAUUGAGUUUUGAUCAGAAAUAUUGCUUUAUUUUUUUGCCAUGAAUAACAGAAAUCCUUGCACCGAUGGCCCCUGUAUACGAAGGUAUGGCCUCGCAAGUGCAAGUGUUCUCUCCUCACACUCUCCAAUCAAGUGCCUUCUUUAGCGUAAAGAAACUGAAGGUGGAGCAGAGCUGUCACUGGGAUAUGACAGGGUACGGCACACACAGCAAAGUCUACAGCCACAACAGCAGCAAGAACGUGUCAGCCACCAGCGGCACCCUAGGCAUCAACAGCUCCCUGCAGGUCGCCAGCUCCACCCUGCCCUACGAGCAGGCUCUCAUCUUCCCAGCCAACGCUGGCCACAUUGUGGUCGCCUCGGCCAGCAGCACCUCGGGGGCCAUCGGGUCUCUGCUGGGCAGCGGCGGUGGGGGCAACAGCAGCAGCAACAGCAGCGGGGCUGGAGGUGGAGGGGGUGGAAGCGGCUUGGGCGGUGCCCUUCACAACCUGACGCGUCGCAGCACAGUGAGUCUCCUCGACACCUACCAGCGAUGUGGGCUUAAGCGCAAGAGUGAGGAGCUCGACAACAACAGCAGCGUGCAGAUCAUUGAGGAGCACGGCCCACCGAUGAUCCAAAACGGCGGAGCCACGGUGGCCACGGUGGCCACCGCCACCUCCACAGCAACGUCCAAAAACAGUGGCUCCAACAACGAGGGAGACUACCAGCUGGUGCAGCACGAGGUGCUCUGCUCCAUGACCAACACCUAUGAAGUCUUGGAGUUCCUGGGACGAGGCACCUUUGGACAGGUGGUAAAAUGCUGGAAGAGGGGCACAAACGAGAUAGUGGCAAUCAAAAUCUUAAAAAACCACCCUUCAUAUGCACGGCAGGGCCAGAUUGAGGUCAGCAUCCUGGCACGUCUCAGCACUGAGAGCGCGGACGACUACAACUUCGUGAGGGCCUACGAGUGCUUCCAGCACAAGAACCACACGUGCCUGGUAUUUGAGAUGUUGGAACAGAACCUGUAUGACUUCCUCAAACAGAAUAAGUUCAGCCCUUUGCCGCUCAAGUACAUCCGACCCGUACUCCAACAAGUUGCCACGGCGUUAAUGAAACUGAAGAGCCUGGGGCUGAUCCAUGCCGACCUGAAGCCGGAGAACAUCAUGCUCGUGGACCCAUCUCGCCAGCCCUACAGGGUCAAAGUCAUUGACUUUGGCUCAGCCAGUCAUGUCUCCAAAGCAGUCUGUUCAACGUAUCUACAAUCCAGAUACUACAGGGCUCCAGAGAUCAUCCUCGGCCUGCCGUUCUGUGAGGCCAUCGACAUGUGGUCUCUGGGCUGUGUGAUAGCUGAACUCUUCCUGGGAUGGCCCCUCUACCCCGGGGCGUCAGAGUACGAUCAGAUCCGGUACAUCUCGCAGACGCAGGGCCUGCCUGCAGAGUAUCUUUUAAGUGCAGGGACAAAGACCACCAGGUUCUUCAACAGAGAUCCAGACUCCACCUAUCCUCUCUGGAGACUCAAGACUCCGGAAGACCAUGAGGGUGAAACUGGGAUCAAGUCCAAGGAGGCGCGCAAGUACAUCUUCAACUGCUUGGAUGACAUGGCACAGGUGAACAUGACGUCGGAUCUGGAGGGCAGCGACAUGCUGGCAGAGAAGGCCGACAGGAGGGAGUUCAUCGACUUGUUAACCAAGAUGCUGACCAUCGACGCAGACAAGAGGAUCACCCCGCUGGAAACGCUCAACCACCCCUUUGUUACCAUGUCCCAUUUACUGGAUUUCCCGCACAGCACACACGUGAAGUCGUGCUUCCAAAACAUGGAGAUCUGCAAGCGUCGCGUUAACAUGUACGACACUGUUAACCAGAGCAAGACGCCCUUUAUCACCCACGUGGCCCCCAGCACCUCCACCAACCUCACCAUGACCUUCAACAACCAGCUCAACACUGUGCACAGCCAGGCCACCAACCUGGCUCCCUCCUCCACCACCAAUGCCACCCUUUCCUUUGCAAGUCCCGAAGUCUCCGUACUAAACUACCAAUCUGCACUCUACCAGCCCUCCGCUGCCUCCAUGGCAGCCGUGGCCCAGAGGAGCAUGCCCCUGCAGCCCGGGGCUCCUCAGCUCUGCGCUGCCCGCCCUGACCCCUUCCAGCAGGCGCUUAUAGUCUGCCCACCAGGUUUCCAAGGACUGCAGGCAUCCCCUUCCAAGCACACAAGUUACUCUGUGCGGAUGGAGAAUGCCGUUCCCAUAGUGACGCAAGCCCCCGGUGCCCAGCCUCUGCAGAUUCAACCUGGCCUCCUGACACAGCAGGCCUGGCCCAGCGGCACCCAGCAGAUCCUGCUGCCUCCAGCAUGGCAGCAGCUCACACACACCUCAGUCCAGCACGCCACUGUCAUCCCCGACUCCAUGAGCAGCACACAGACUCUCACAAACUGGAGGAAUUCCCACCCUCAUGGCAGUCAUUAUAAUCCCAUCAUGCAGCAGCCUGCCUUGUUGGCCGGCCACGUCACGCUCCCAUCCAAUCAGACGCUCAAUGUGGGAGUCGCUCAUGUUAUGAGGCAGCCCUCAACGAAUAAUAACUCCUCUUCCAAAAAGAACAAACAUCACCAGAUGUCUGCCAGGAACGUGUCGGCGUACGAGGUGUCGUCCUCUCAAGUCGUGCUUUCUCCGCAGCGCUCCAAGCGGGUGAAGGAGAACACGCCCCCGCGUUGCGCCGUCCUCCAAAACAGCUCAGCCUCCAACUGCCCUCUCGCUCAAGGAUGUGGGGGGAGCGUGUGGGGGUCUAAUGAACAAGAGCAGGCUUCCAGCACCACCCGCGACCAUCAGCACCAGCAUCACAUCCCCAGACAGACCAUCAUUAUCCCCGAUACGCCCAGCCCUGCAGUCAGCAUCAUCACCAUAAGCAGCGACACAGAUGAUGAAGAUGACCAGAAAGAAAACCAUGGCUCAUCUUCUAAACAGAGGAAGAAUGUCAUCAGUUGUGUGACGGUCCAUGACUCACCCGAGUCCGACUGUUCAAGCAACAACAGUCCCUAUACUUUGGAGUCCAGAGCCCCCAACAACAACAACAACUACGACACAAAGACCAUACUGGACAACUACAACAAUGGGAAUCUCCGCACCAUCAUCAUCCCCCCUCUUAAAACGCAGAACAGCGGGGUCCUGAAUGAAUGUGAGCGUCUGAUGCCAGAUGGAAUGAACCAUCAGAAUUCAUCUUACAAGUUCAAGCCCAAUGGAGUGGUAUCUGGCAAUAAUCACAUACCAGGGGGCCUGACUGGAGGGUCUUACCGACAGCAACGCUCAGGGCUACACCCACUUCAGCAACAGCCUCUCAAUCUCAGCCAGGCCCAACAGCACAUGGUAGCCGAGCGAAACGGAGGACAUCGGCGCCAGCAGGCCUACAUCACCCCCAACAUCGCCACACAAGCACCAUACUCCUUCCAUCACAACAGCCCCUCUCACACAGGCAACGUUCACCCUCACCUGGCAGCCACGCACCUGCCCAGCCAGCCCCAUCUCUACACGUACGCGGGCCCCGCCGCCCUGGGCUCCACCAGCACCGUGGCCCACCUGGUGGCAUCGCAGGGCUCGGCGCGCCACGCGGUCCAGCACGGGAGCUACCCGCCCAGCAUCGUCCACCAGGUCCCGGUCAGCAUGGGCCACCGCGUGCUUCCCUCGCCCACCAUCCACCACAGCCAGUACCAGGCCCAGUUUGCCCACCAGGCCUACAUCAGCGCUUCACCCGCCUCCACUGUCUACACUGGAUACCCGCUGAGCCCCACCAAGGUUAACCAGUAUCCUUACCUCUAGAGAAGACACUGACUGACACUGGAGAGCCUGACCCAGCGCUGCUGCAUCCGUCAACCCCCCCAUCCCACCCUGUGGCCCAAUCAACACCCUAAAUAUCCCAUCCUUGACCUCAGAUAUAAAGAGAGACAUAGGAGGAACAUGCAAUCCUCAUAAAACUAUCAUGAAACUUGAAGAUAUAACAAGAGAGGAAAAGAAAAGCCAGAGCCUCUCAAGAAGGGAAAGAUGGCUUUUGAAUUUCAGAGGGGUACCGUUCAUGUUUUCCUUUGAUUUUUAUUUCUCCUUUGAGGGCCAGUUUUUUGCUUUUGUUUGCUUACUCCCUACUUUAAGACAGAAGUGAUGUCUCAUUAGUUUUACAAGGAUGUUUGAAGCAGGUGUUUUUGGACAGUGGAAGUUUUCUGAUUCGUUUUCUUUUAUUUCCCCUCAUAUAUUUGGGAAGUGACUGUUGAACAGGGGUUACUGACUGGAAGUUUUGAAUCCCAAGAUGUUUGGGAAUAGGUGAAAUACGGAAACCUGCUGCUCUUCAAAGAAUAAAAUAUUGAUGGCCUUGAACUGUCUUAGUAUUUCCAAAUCAUUCACGGUGUGGGACAAAAAGAGAGGCAACUCAACCCACUCCGCCUUCUCCAGCAGAGGAGGCUACUGGAAAUAUAACCAACAGAAGACAACAAACUUUAUAGUGUAUUUAUAGAUAUUUUUCCUUUACGUUUCACCUUUAUGAUACUUAAGUUUUAUCUAGGUGUCUUAGCUGGGCCCCAUUCUUAGAAUGUAGCAGUCUGCACCGAUUUUUUUUUUUCUUCCCCUGAUGCCAAUAGAUUUAUUUGUUCCUCCUUUUUCAAUGUGAUUGCACAAAAGUGGUUAUAAUAACAUAGGCAUGUUCAAUGUGAUUGUCUGUGUGUGCUACUGUCAGCCAUGUGUUUGUAGUCCACCUCCCCCCAAAGACCCUCUUCAGUCGUUAGGUUUCGACCAUUUUUCCCUCGUAGUGCCUUACAGAUUUAACAACACAGUUUACUUGGCUUGGAUCUUGAAAGCCACAAGAGACUAUAGCUAUACUUAGAGGGACAUGUUUUCCUGGUUUGACAUCAUAAUCAGGGCAGUUGUAGCUUUCUUCCAGGUGUAGGCUCAGCCCUUGCUGUUUCUUGCCCGUAAUGAUAGCAUACCAUAGAUGAUGACGACUAUUGCCGGAGCAGAUACCGCCCUGAGCUUUUUUAUUAUGUUUGCAUGCCUGGGGUACUUACCAAAGUCAUAGCUAACCUCUUGUUACAUUUGCUCUGGAAAUUCAUGUAAAUAUAAAAUGUACAGAAUAGCUGUAGUUGGAAACCUCUAUCACAGUGGCACCCAAAAUGUGGCUUUAGUUAGAAAUUUCUCAAUUUUUGAAAAAAAAAACUUGUUUUUUUUUAUUCACACAAAGGAAAUAUGUGUUGUGAUUAGAGAACAAACUAUGUCAGCUCAGUUUUCAUGUGCAAGGUAUACGUUACAGUUCAAUGAUUGAGACGCAACAGAGGUUGAUUUUUUUAUUUUUGUUUAUUUGUUUGUUGGUUUUUUUAAAGGUUACGAGCUAGUCUGAGAGAAGGGCCUGACAGAAAGUGAUGGUUGCCAUGAGGGUGAUUCUGUGAGGCUACAGAUAGCCCGGCUGCAGCGGAGAGACGCAGCAUCAAGGGGUGGUUCAAGAGAGAUACUACGUAGGCUUGAGUUAAGGGACUGGUUGAAAGCAUGGAGUCAAUUUAGGGAGGGAACUCUCUCCCUGAAAUGGGACUUAAAUGAUAGAAAGUUGGCAAUGAGCAGGUUGAUAGUAACACUGAGCCCAGGUGGCUGGUAGGAGCUGUGGGUGGGCUCCACCUCCCCUGAAUGCACACUUACAUUUCUUACAUGACUUCUGUUGUUUUGUCUUUUGUUGCUGUUCAUUUCUAAGAAGAAAAAAAAUACUGGAAGGGGAUUUCUUGAGGUAUGUGCAGACAAAGAGCUGAAAAAAAAGUGAGAACAGAAGGAAAAUGACACAGCAUACACCUGGAAGGGCACCUUGUGGGUGGUUUGUCACCACUGUCCGUUUGUCUUUGAAGCAGGUACACCACAGACAUUGCCACGCCGACCAGAUGGGAUACCUGAACAUUUAUAGAACCGAUAGGGCUGUCGCUUCGUGUGUUUGCUGCUUGAUUUAACAGAUUUCCUUUUGUUGUAGCCAAUAAUACAAAUAAUCUCCCCUGUUCAUUUGUCCUAUCCAACAUGGGCACAUGGGAACUGCUGGUGGUUUAGUGAAAGCCUUCCCCUCUCUUUCAUUGUAUGCCAUAGUACUUGCAUUUGAAGUGUUUUUUUUUGUUAUUUUAUUUCUUUUUCUUUUUAACUUAACAUUAUCUUUAAUUAUUUUGACAUGGCUGUAGUACAAGUUAUGUUUAUUUUUUAGAGAUUGUUGCAAUAAUUCUUGUGGGUGGUUUAUCAAAAUGUGUGGGUGCGUGUGCGUAUGUGUGUGUGUGUGUGUGUGUAUUUUUAUUAUAUGUCCAGCUUAUUUCUAUUUUGUAAACUGGACGUCGAUGUACAGUAAUAUUUAGUAUUCUGUGGAGGUGAGUGCACCUGUGUGAAGCAUUGCAACACUGCUGAGGAUAGAAAUUGGUGAGCUGAAAAUAAUCCACCGGGGCCCUGUUGAUGCAUACUAUGGCUUGAGGGCGCCACACACACAGGUUUUAAAUCCAACAGUCCCUUGAUGGGCCCCUGGAAUUGUCUUUCAUUCUGGUACUUUCCUCAAAAACCUCUCCACUCCCAGUCAGCUCCAGCAUGCAAGCCUUGGGUCCAGACACUUGAAUAUGUGAUUACAUAAUAUGUUAUUGGUUGCAUCAUUUGUCUCUGUUCUUUUCCUUGUCUGUUUUUGUUUUUAUUUAGUGUUAUCUGCUUAAUUUCCUCUGGGUCAUCGAGGUCUAAGCACACAUGCCUAAGGGAGAUGAUUUUCCAUUGAGUUGUUUUUGGCUCCUCUGUUGUGAGGCAGACUACUGAAACAUUCCACUGUUUGAGGGAAUUGAGCAUUAUAUGUGCUACACUGCUGUCCCGACCCCCGCUCUUAUCAGCAUGGGGAUUAGUGCUGUCACACUCGAGACUUUUUUGCUUGUCCCACCAAAGAAUUUAACUGGUUGACCAUGUACAGCACAGCACAGCACAGCACAGUACAGAACAAGCAAUCCUCCGCAGCAUUCCCAGAGCAGACAUGCAAUAACUCCUGGUCUCAUGUUUAAAUGCUCAACAAGUGCUUUUGAGGUCUUGUUGUUUCACAACCCUGGAAUGCAUAUAUCUAUAGAAAAAUCCACAGUGAGGAUGAAACAUACUCAGCCAUGCAGCAUACUCAUUUCUUAAUGGACAUUCAGCUAUGAAAAGACAUGCAAUUUGUUUUAAAGCUUUUUUAAAUUCCUCUAUUCUUCACACUUAGCCCCAUUUAGGAUGAAUUAGUUUUGAAAAAUAUUAUAACCUCUCUCCAAAUUGUUUUAUAAGCCACUUAUUGUUUUCUCUCUUGUUGAUGUUGUAGCUUUAUUAGUGUUGGAAGAAGAUGAAUUUGUAUAUUAAGACAAAGAAAAAACAAACAAAAAAGGAAGGUUGUUUCACAAUAAUGUGCCAUGGAAUAGAAUGACCUGUAAAAAUGAAUUAAUCAAACUUGUAUCAUCUAUACCUUUAAAACCAUGGUCACCUGCACAAA
This is a messenger RNA of Cololabis saira (Pacific saury), 7746 nucleotides long. It is a transcript of the gene hipk2, whose product is annotated as homeodomain interacting protein kinase 2. Lineage: Eukaryota; Metazoa; Chordata; Actinopteri; Beloniformes; Belonidae. Bases 360 to 4076 code for a protein of 1238 amino acids. Gene Ontology annotation, molecular function: SMAD binding; ATP binding; transcription corepressor activity. The record is from RefSeq and is a predicted model, not a curated record. Gene Ontology annotation, biological process: peptidyl-threonine phosphorylation; peptidyl-serine phosphorylation; positive regulation of transcription by RNA polymerase II. The transcript is spliced from 15 exons. Gene Ontology annotation, cellular component: PML body; nucleus; cytoplasm.